GACACUUCCUCUCCUGGUCAGUCCAUCACACUUUUCAUCCUUCUGAAGCUGUCAUCAUUUACCAGCAUCAACAUGAGAGCUAUUGUAUUGCUGUGUCUGCUGCAUGCAACCUUUGGUCAGAAUAAACCAUAUUCCUGGGACGGACCUGGCCAGGGAGAACCGGAUCCAGACCAAAGAGCAGGAAGUGUGUGUCACACGGACCAGGGUUCUUGUGGCUGCUGUCUGAUGCUGCGAGAGAUGAACAGGCUGAGGACGUACUUUAACACAACCCUGAACACGUUGGAGAAGGAAUACUUACAAACAAAGCAAAGUCUCAACAAUAUGGAAGCCAGCCGCAUAGCCUUCUCUGCUGCUCUAUACAGUGAUGAUCGUUUUAAGUGUUACGGCCCCUUCGAUGUCAACAGCCUCAUCGUCUACAAACAUGUCUUCCUCAACCUGGGUGGUGGCUACAAUGUGCAGACCGGUAUCUUCACCGUUCCCCGCUCUGGUGUCUACAGCCUCGCCCUAACCGUCUUCAGUGACGCUGGUUCUCCUGGUAACAGCCUGGCCGCCUGCGCCGGUCUGCAGGUUAACGGCCAGUUAGUGGCCGGGUCCAGAGACCAAAAUAAGAAUGACCAAGAGGACAGUGCCACUAUUGUUGUGGUCCUGCACCUGAAGGCUGGGAACCAAGUGGCUGUCAACCUGCCCAUUGGGUGUUUCCUCUGCGAUGACAACAGCCACUAUAACACUUUCAGUGCCUUUCUGCUUUAUGUUACAGAAUAAGUUAGGGAGGUGUAGCGUGCUGGUUUUUGUACCAACUUUUGCCCUACUAACAAGGUUAGAGUCUGCUAGAUGAAAACUUUUUGUGGUGCCUUAAUGCCCCUCUUCUCAAUCUGUUCUUUCUGAUGGAAGCCAGGUUUUAAAUCCAUCACAUCUGGAUUCAAACCAUGCAAUCUUUUUCUUGCUAAAAUGAUGUCAUGUAAUGUUUGAGAGAAAUACACUUCACCCAUGCACCUGUAAAAUUACAAGAAAAUAAAUCAGGAUUUUAAA
Siniperca chuatsi (mandarin fish) is the source of this 1029-nucleotide messenger RNA. RefSeq names its product complement C1q-like protein 4. The transcript is spliced from 4 exons. The record is from RefSeq and is a predicted model, not a curated record. NCBI's taxonomy places the organism in Eukaryota, Metazoa, Chordata, Actinopteri, Centrarchiformes, Sinipercidae. Gene Ontology annotation, molecular function: protein binding. Bases 73 to 762 code for a protein of 229 amino acids.